GCGGAAGUGCUCUGGCCCUGCCUGGCUUCCGUACUAUUGAGGUGGCCUCAGCUCUUCCACGUCACCGAGCGAGCGAUCCUCUGACACCCGGCCGAGAGCAGGGCCAGAAACCUGCCGGAAACCAAGCACCGUCUGGAGACCCCAGCCAGUGGCAGCCAUGACAGCCGCUGAGAAUGUCUGUUAUACCCUCAUCAAUGUCUCCAUGGACUCGGAGCCUCCAUCGGAGAUCACCCUGAAAACUGACCUGGAGAAGGGGGAUGUGAAAUCGAAGACUGAGGCUUUGAAGAAAGUGAUCAUCAUGAUCCUGAAUGGGGAGAAGCUGCCGGGACUCCUCAUGACCAUCAUUCGCUUCGUGUUACCCCUUCAGGACCACACCAUCAAGAAACUUCUCCUCGUCUUCUGGGAGAUCGUUCCCAAAACCACUCCGGACGGGAAGCUGCUGCAGGAGAUGAUUCUUGUGUGUGAUGCCUACAGGAAGGAUCUCCAACAUCCCAAUGAGUUCAUCCGGGGCUCCACCCUGCGCUUCCUGUGUAAGCUGAAGGAGGCCGAGCUGCUGGAGCCGCUAAUGCCCGCGAUCCGAGCGUGUUUGGAACACCGGCACAGUUACGUCAGGAGGAAUGCGGUGCUUGCCAUAUACACUAUAUACAGAAACUUUGAACAUCUCAUCCCGGACGCCCCAGAACUCAUCCAUGACUUCCUGGUGAAUGAGAAAGACGCAAGCUGCAAGAGAAACGCUUUCAUGAUGCUGAUCCACGCUGACCAGGACCGGGCUCUGGAUUAUCUCAGCACCUGCAUUGAUCAGGUUCACACGUUCGGGGACAUCUUACAGCUGGUGAUUGUGGAGCUGAUCUACAAGGUGUGUCACGCCAACCCCUCAGAGAGAGCCAGGUUCAUCCGCUGUAUCUACAACCUCCUGCAGUCAUCCAGCCCGGCCGUGAAAUACGAGGCAGCUGGGACACUGGUGACACUGUCCAGCGCACCAACCGCCGUCAAGGCUGCAGCCCAGUGCUACAUUGACCUGAUCAUUAAGGAGAGCGACAACAAUGUAAAGCUGAUUGUGCUGGAUCGUUUGGUGGAGCUGAAAGACCACCCAUCCCACGAGCGUGUUCUGCAGGAUCUGGUCAUGGAUAUCCUGAGAGUCCUCACCACCCCGGACCUGGAGGUGCGCAAGAAAACCCUUCAGCUGGCACUGGACUUAGUGUCCUCGAGGAAUGUGGAAGAGUUGGUGAUUGUCCUGAAGAAAGAAGUAAUAAAGACUAACAACGUGACAGAGCACGAAGACACAGAUAAGUACAGACAGCUCCUGGUCCGCACCCUCCAUUCCUGCAGUGUCCGCUUCCCGGAUAUGGCCGCCAACGUCAUUCCUGUGCUGAUGGAAUUCCUGAGCGACAGCAAUGAGGCAGCCGCCGCAGAUGUCCUGGAGUUUGUGCGAGAAGCCGUUCAGAGAUUUGAUCACCUGCGGACGCUGAUUGUGGAGAAGAUGCUGGACGUUUUCCACGCCAUUAAGUCCGUCAAGAUUUACCGGGGGGCGCUCUGGAUUCUAGGAGAAUACUGCAGCACCAAAGACGACAUUCAGAGCGUGAUGACGGAAGUGCGGCGGUCUCUCGGAGAGAUCCCAAUUGUAGAGACGGAGCUUAAGAAGGAGUCUGGGGAAACGAAGGCGGAGGAGGAAGUUACUGUUGGCCCAGCCCAGAAACUGGUGACAGAAAUGGGCACCUAUGCCACUCAGAGUGCCCUCAGCAGCUCCCGGACCACAAAGAAAGAGGAGGAAAGGCCGCCCCUUAGAGGAUUUCUGCUGGACGGGGACUUCUUUGUGGCUGCCUCUCUCGCCACCACGCUGACCAAGAUCGCACUGCGAUACGUGGCUUUGGUUCAGGAGAAGAAGAAACAGAAUUCCUUUGUCGCCGAAGCGAUGCUUUUGAUGGCCACCAUCAUCCACCUGGGCAAGUCCUCUCUCCCCAAGAAGCCCAUCACCGAUGAUGAUGUGGACAGGAUCUCAUUGUGUCUGAAGGUUCUCUCGGAAUGUUCUCCUCUGAUGAACGAGAUCUUUAAUAAGGAGUGCCGCCUGUCGUUGUCCCACAUGCUCUCCGCCAAGCUGGAGGAGGAGAAGCUCUCGCAGAAGAAGGAAUCCGAGAAGCGGAAUGUGAUGGUCCAGCCAGAUGACCCCGUCUCCUUCAUGCAGCUGACGGCUAAGAGCGAGAUGGCGUCGAAGGAAGAUCAGUUCCAGCUGAGUUUACUGGCCGCAAUGGGAACCACGCUGAGGAAGGAGGCCGCAGAUCCUCUGGCAUCCAAACUAAAUAAAGUGACUCAGCUGACGGGGUUCUCCGAUCCGGUAUACGCAGAAGCCUACGUACACGUCAACCAGUACGACAUAGUCCUGGAUGUCUUAGUGGUAAAUCAGACCAGCGACACCCUGCAGAACUGCACGCUGGAACUCGCCACACUGGGUGACCUGAAGCUUGUAGAAAAGCCGUCGCCUCUCACCCUCGCGCCGCACGAUUUUGCAAACAUCAAAGCUAAUGUGAAAGUUGCUUCUACAGAGAACGGGAUCAUUUUUGGUAACAUAGUGUAUGAUGUGUCCGGUGCGGCCAGCGACAGGAACUGCGUGGUCCUCAGCGACAUCCACAUUGAUAUCAUGGAUUACAUCCAGCCCGCGGCCUGCACAGACACAGAGUUCAGGCAGAUGUGGGCAGAGUUUGAGUGGGAGAACAAGGUCACGGUCAACACCAACAUCAUAAAUCUGAACGAAUAUCUCCAGCACAUCCUGAAGUCCACAAACAUGAAGUGUCUGACGCCGGAGAAGGCACUGUCUGGUUACUGCGGGUUUAUGGCAGCCAAUCUCUACGCCCGUUCCAUAUUUGGUGAGGAUGCGCUAGCCAAUGUUAGCAUUGAGAAGCCAGUUCACCUCGGACCAGAUGCCCCAGUGACUGGGCACAUACGAAUCAGAGCCAAGAGCCAGGGGAUGGCGCUGAGUCUGGGAGAUAAGAUAAAUCUGUCUCAGAAGAAAUCGAGUGUAUAGACGAAGGUCCUACCCCUCCCCGGGCAGCUUGUCAUCAGAACCUGGACCCCCCCCCCCCCCAUGUUGUGCUGUCCUUCUCCUCCUCCAACCCAGAGACCCAUCUUUAUAUAUUUCAUUUUAUCUUCUAUCAGUACUGUUCACUAACACACCUGAGGCUCUUAAUGAAGUGAUUGCACGUCUGUGCUUCCCGACCAGUGAUAUCAACAAUAAAAGUGUCUUUUCAUUA
Molecule: messenger RNA, 3245 nt
Organism: Pseudophryne corroboree (corroboree frog)
Lineage: Eukaryota; Metazoa; Chordata; Amphibia; Anura; Myobatrachidae
Gene: COPB1
Product: COPI coat complex subunit beta 1
Exons: 22
Coding region: 158-3019 (953 amino acids)
Biological process (GO): intracellular protein transport; endoplasmic reticulum to Golgi vesicle-mediated transport; intra-Golgi vesicle-mediated transport
Cellular component (GO): COPI vesicle coat; cytoplasm
Molecular function (GO): structural molecule activity
Source: RefSeq, a predicted model, not a curated record